Vollenhovia emeryi is the source of this 2317-nucleotide messenger RNA. RefSeq names its product facilitated trehalose transporter Tret1-like. Gene Ontology annotation, biological process: transmembrane transport; carbohydrate transport. The record is from RefSeq and is a predicted model, not a curated record. NCBI's taxonomy places the organism in Eukaryota, Metazoa, Arthropoda, Insecta, Hymenoptera, Formicidae. The coding region runs from base 385 to 1806 and encodes 473 amino acids. The transcript has 6 exons. Gene Ontology annotation, molecular function: sugar transmembrane transporter activity. Gene Ontology annotation, cellular component: membrane.
UAUGCCGCUUAAGUCGGAGAGACGCGUAAAAUAACGAGGAGCGAAGAUGCCAGUAAUAAUAGAUAACAGUAUACGGAGAUUACGUUCGGUGGCGUUAAAACCCGGCUUCGGUUACGUAAGAUCCGGGGUUACAACACCGAAUAUCGGUCGAUAUCGGUGCGGAACGCUGAUAAGAAGUCUCGCCGUGGAAGAAGACGCGGAUUCGGACGCCGUAAUCCGCGGCAUUCAGCUGCGGGCUGCGUCACGGCGUAUUUUUUCUUCAUUUCUUUUCCCCGAGUUUCAAUGUCGCUCGUGCUCUCCCGCGAGAGCUCUGACUCGCACCGUUUGUUUUUGCCAAGUGUUUUAAGUGGCUAAAGUGAUCGCCGCGAUUCUCGUGAAUGCACAAUGGCCUUAAUUGCACAGAGCGACGAGAGAUCGUCGCGCGAGCGACCGACUACGAAAUGCGCGCAAUACGUGGGCGCGCUUGUGGCGACACUCGCCGCGUUCUCGAUCGGCACGUAUUUGUCAUGGACGUCGUCCGCCCUGCCACUUUACAACGCGAACGACACGCUGCCUGUCAGCGAUCAGGAGGGCUCCUGGAUCUCCUCCUUGGUCCCGCUCGGUGCUAUCCCGACCGCUAUCCCGGCGGGGAUGCUCGCGGAUAGGUUCGGUCGAAAGAGGACGAUUUGGGCGACGACCGUGCCCUUAUUUUUCUGCUGGUACAUCAUCGGAUUCGCGCGGUCCAAGAUAUGGAUUUUCCUGGCGCGGUUCGUUGCGGGGGCAGCGUGCGGCGCAGCAUCCGUCGUUGUUCCCAUGUUCACGUCUGAGAUUGCCGAGCAGAGCAUUAGGGGCUUGCUCGGCACCAUUUUCCAAUUGCAGAUUACCGCCGGAAUUCUCUUCGCAUAUGCCACUGCUUUCACCGAUAGCUUGCACGUCAUCGCGAUACUGUGUUCCGUUGCGCCCGCUUUGCUUUUGAUCUCCUUCCCGUUCGUACCGGAAUCACCGGCGUGGCUGGUCAUGCAGGGUCGGAAGAACGAGGCGAGUGACGUGCUGAAACACUUCAGAGGGGCUCGAUACAACACCGAGACGGAAUUGGCCACGCUCGAGCUUCGGGCCUCGGAAAUGCGCGAGGCCAGGCCCAAUAUUUCGGACUUGAAAAAAUAUCAGAGAGCGACCUGCGUCACAAUUGGUUUAAUGUUUAUCCAGCAACUCGCCGGCGUUAACGCUCUGAUAUUCUACGCGAAGAGGAUCCUCGACGACGCGGGCUCGAUUCUGAACUCGUCCACGUCGUCGGUGAUCGUCGGUGUCGUACAAGUGAUCGCCACGUAUUUUUCGACCAUUAUGAUCGAACGCGCCGGCAGAAAGCUAUUGUUGUUCAUCAGCGCGUCAGUGAUGGCUGUUUCCAUGUUCACGUUGUCGGGGUAUUUUCAUUUCCAGAACUCGCACGAUCUCACGAGCUUCUCGUGGAUCCCUCUGCUCUCGUUCGCGGCGUUCAUCGUGAUUUUCAGCAUCGGCUUCGGCCCCAUACCGUGGCUGAUGGUCGGCGAGCUGUUCGCGAGCAAAGUGAGAAGCGCGGCGAGCGCUGCCGCCGCGAUGUGCAACUGGUCGCUGGCUUUUCUGGUGACAAAGUGCUUCCAGGACAUGGUGGAUCUCAUGGGAAUCUCGUCGUCGUUCGCUACGUUCGGUAUGAUCAGUUUAAUCGGGACCAUAUUCGUCUCCGUGAUGGUGCCGGAGACGAAGGGCAGGAGCGUCGAGGAGAUUCAGCUCGAGUUGUACGGGACGCAAAUUAGAAUCCCGAGGGAGUCGGCGGCGGUGGAAACACGAUGAAACAUGAUGAAACAUAAUGAAAUAAUUACUGAAUCAAGAUGCUCAAUUGUAGAAACGCGGUCGCGACACUCGUUUGUAUGAACACUUUAUAGGUUGCCGGUAAUCGGGGGUGCGUAAUUAACACUUAAUCCCAGAAAGUGCGGCUUUAAAAUCUGCAUGAAAGGAAUCUCCAUGGGUAUGCUAGAGCUUCUCUGAUAAUUAGAGAAAAUUCUUACGCCACUGAGGAUAACUUUUAGCGCGUUAUGCUUUUUUUGCAUUUAUAACUUUUACGCGUUAUAAAUGAUCUGCUGCUCUUUAAAUAUUUACGCGGAGAGAAAAUUUACCCUGAAAAUCAUGUGAUCGUGGGACAACGCGGCAUUUCGAAAAACUUUAUGGGAGUUGGUUGAAAUGUUACCACACAUUUUAUUAGCAAAAUGUAGGAUUAACAUUUCAGGAAACUUUUACCAUAAAUUUUAUUAGUAAAAUGCACGGUAAAAUUUCAAGCAACUCUCGUAAAGUUCUUCGAAACGCC